GCUGUACAGGAGCGCAAAAAGCCAAUCCUGCCGAAACUGAACCUUCAUCCCAAACCACUAUCAAACAAAAACCAUGGCAGCAGCAGCAUCUCCCAUAGCGUCCAACGGGGCCCCUCGGCACGAUAUCUUGACACAAACAACCAGUACCGCACAAGGACAACAAGCAUCAGGUGGAGGGUCAGUUGCACUUCAAAUUCAGCCGGAAUCCCCGGCGGUACCGGUGGUGGGCAACGAGCAUGAAGCCCAACUACCCAGCGGCACCCCCAGCGAGGGGCCAGAUAAAACUGACCCGAAACGCAAAAGGGAUACCGAAAGUCAGAUGCCUGGGCAGCAGCCACCAAAGGCAAAACGCCAACGAUCAGCGCUGAAGCCUACGAACGAUGUAUACCCUCUGGAAGAAUCCACGAAGUCAUCGAAAAAGUCUAAACCGACUACCCCUGACGAUUCCCAGACUCCACCUCCUGAUCUCGCGAACGCCGUAUAUCUAUAUCCCGACGAUGAUAAUCCUCGCACCGAUGUCGUGAUGAGCAAACAACCCAUCCACCGCGCGCCACAGAUGGCCUUGUCCGACGAAGGGUUGACGGUGAUGUGUGAUUCGGGGUAUCGCAUGGCGAAGGCGUCGCAUGGCGUGUGGGAGGGGAAGUGGUAUUAUGAGGUUUUGGUUAAUGAGCAUUCGGGACAUACGCGGAUCGGGUGGUCGCAGAUUAGCGGAGAUCUCCAGGCUCCGUGCGGGUACGACCAGUUCAGCUAUGGGUAUCGCGACGAGCCAGGGACUCUGUUCCACUGUAGUGCUAAGGUUAAGGACGCACCGUCAGAUUAUGCAAAUGGUUACGGGCCUGGUGACGUGCUCGGAAUGGCCAUCUCGUUACCGCAAUGCUCCGACAUGGCGGACCUGGUGCAACGACUCUGGAACCCAUACAAAGACUAUGUCGCUUAUCCGAGCGAGCCACCAGAACCGGUUGAUGGGAGCGAAAUCUCUUAUUAUAAGAACGGGAAGCCUUUAGGAAUCGCCUUCCGAAAACUGCUGAAAGGGAAGUACUACCCAGCCAUCUCAUCAUACCGCGGUGGCAGCGUGACUCUCAAUUUUGGACCGGAGUUCAGAUGCCCACCACCCCCAGGCUUCUCGCCUAUGUUUGAAGCGAAGUACCUUGUGUCGUGGACAGAUAUCGCGGCAGGGAUAGUGAAGUGGGAUGGGGUACAGUGGAGGGACGUGAGGAGCGAGAGUGGAGAUGCUGAUGGGGUGGCAAGUACGGAUGAUUCGACGAGCUCUGGAUCGUGGGACGGCCCGGGUUCGGAGCCGAAAGUGGGACGGGGAUAAGGCACCAGCAGGGCCUUCUGGAGUCACGGCGCCCGAGGAUAUGACAUUCCGGUCGUAAACGUCGUAAAACCCUCAUCGGCAGGAGACGUACUUUCAACACGUAGAAGGCUCCCACAGCAUCGCAGGUCUCAAACGAAAGAUUGUGGA
Molecule: messenger RNA, 1465 nt
Organism: Fimicolochytrium jonesii
Lineage: Eukaryota; Fungi; Chytridiomycota; Chytridiomycetes; Spizellomycetales; Powellomycetaceae
Product: concanavalin A-like lectin/glucanase domain-containing protein
Exons: 6
Coding region: 74-1318 (414 amino acids)
Cellular component (GO): Set1C/COMPASS complex
Molecular function (GO): transcription cis-regulatory region binding; protein binding
Source: RefSeq, a predicted model, not a curated record